GUUCAGAGUCCGUUGAGACAAACACACAAGAUACUAAACUAGAACAAGACUUUUGCUUUUUCAGUUUGACUUCGCCUCACGCAGCGCGCACCGCUCCGCUUGGUCUUACGUGCCUGUGGAUCUUGUGCGUAAUUUGGAUACUGAACUUUGGAGACGUUUUGAGGACCUGCACGGUUCUGUCUGAGGACACCAUGGCGCGGCUGCUACUGCCGUGUGUCGCGCUCCUUCUGUGCGCGCAGACGGUUUUCCCAUCCGGCGUUUUCGAACUGAGAAUCGAUUCCUUCAGCAGUUCAAGAGGAAUUUGCUCCUCGUCUGACUGCCAGGUGUUUUUUCGUAUCUGCCUCAAACACACGCAGGACGUUAUCAACCCUGAACCCCCUUGCACCUAUGGCACCAAACUCACCGACAUCUACAACGUCAACUCCAUCUCGGGAAAUGCCCUCAUAGUGAUCCCCUUCCAUUUCAGAUGGCCAGGUACCUUCUCUCUCAUUGUUGAAGCGUGGAAAGCUGAAUCUGCUGAGUCUGAAUCUACAGAAAACCAAAACAACCUCAUCACUCGUUUGCUGACUGGCCGUACUCUCAGUGUUGGGCAGGAGUGGUCUCAGGAUGUUCACUACGGCGACAGCACAGAAUUACACUUCUCCUAUCACGUCAUGUGUAGCGAAUUUUAUCACGGUGAAGCUUGUGCCUACUGUCGACCUCGGAACGACACUUUUGGCCACUACACCUGCGACGAAGAAGGGGCUCGCCAAUGCCUAGAGGGAUGGACCGGUGAAUACUGCUCCGAUCCCAUCUGUGCGCCCGGCUGCAGCGAUCUCCACGGUUACUGCGAGGCGCCGGGCGAAUGUGUGUGUCGCCAGGGGUGGCAGGGAGAGAGGUGUGAUGAGUGUGCACGUCAUCCCGGGUGUAUGCACGGGACCUGCAACCAACCCUGGCAAUGCAACUGCAAGGAGGGAUGGGGAGGGCUGUACUGUGAUCAAGAUCUGAAUUACUGCACCAACCACAAACCGUGCCAGAACGAUGCCACAUGCACCAACACCGGACAAGGAAGCUAUACAUGCGCGUGCAAGCCUGGAUUCACCGGUACCAACUGUGAGAUUGAGAUUAACGAAUGUGAUAGCAACCAAUGCAAAAAUGGAGGCAGCUGCAACGAUUUGGUGAAUGACUACACCUGCACGUGUCCUCAAGGUUUCUAUGGAAAAAAUUGCGAGAUCAGUGCGAUGACAUGUGCCGAUGAGCCUUGUUUUAAUGGAGGGACUUGCGUAGAGAUUGAGAGCGGUGGAUAUAGCUGCAGAUGCUUUCCCGGUUUCACUGGCUCCAACUGUGAGAAAAAACUUGAUCGUUGCAGUUCGAACCCCUGUGCUAACGGUGCUCAGUGCUUGGAUGUCGGAAGCCACUUUAUGUGCCGUUGCCGUCCUGGAUUUUCUGGACUUAAAUGCGAAACUAAUAUUGACGACUGUGCCAGCGAUCCGUGCAAAAACUCUGGCACCUGUAUCGACGGUAUCAACGACUACACGUGCACCUGUACUCUCGGCUACACCGGGAAAGACUGCUCCGUUUGGGAUAGUCCUUGCACCAACUUCCCUUGUGACAACGGUGGAACAUGCUACGCCCAUUUUACCGGUCCCGUCUGCCAAUGCCCCGCUGGUUACAUGGGAACUAGAUGCGAAUUCAAAGUCCAGAUUGAGACACAGGUGCCUAAAGUAGCGUCUUCUCCUACCCCAAUCUUGAUGGUAGCUUUUGCUUUGGGUUUUGUCACUCUAGCUUUAAUGAUGGCAGCUGCAGUUUUCAUCCUUCGUCAGUUGCGUAAAGGAUCGCAAUUGGCUGCAACUACGUCUGUGAAAAAUGAUUUGGAAAACGUAAACAAUCGGAAUGCCGUAGUCGGAGGUGGGACCCACAACAACGGAGCUAGCCUUAAGGAAAAAGAGGUAUUCCUGAUUCCUGGACCCCAUGCUAAAGUCUCCAACAAGAAAGCAGCGCUGGAAAAGGCAGGUGAUAACUACAAAAACAAGAUGGUGGACUGCAAUUUGGCGAAAGAUGACAAAAAUAAAUUUGACUUUAAAAAGCGCGAUUCGACUAUCUUUGUUCCCCAGCUGAAUGUCGGGAAAGAAAACUUGUAUCACCCUAUUUAUAUAAUCCCGGACCAAUUGGACCAGUGUGUUAUUGCUACUGAGGUUUAACAGUGUCUCAACCUCAACGUUUUGAAACUUCUGUUUUGAACGUCUAGCGAUACACUUUUUUUCUACAGACUUUUUUUAAAAUUUAAUAUUUAUUGCUGCUGACAGACAACAAGAAACGGGCCUUACUGUCUGGCCAUUUUUGCACUAUUUAUCUUUUAUACCAUAAAUCCUAAUAUAAUUUUUUUAUUUUUUAUUUUUUAUAUUGGGUUUUUUUUUUUUACAUGGAUCGAAAUACGGAUUGUGCCAUUGUAAAGACUGGUGCCUUAGGAAAAGCUAUGAAAAAUGCUGUGAUUUUUGAACUGUUAAACAAGCGUAAAACAGCAUUUGAAUCAACAGAGGAUCGCUGGAUAUAGUGAUCACCUUUGGAGGCCUUUAUAUGGAAAAUCAAAACUUACAUUGUGGCCUGAUUAAGACCAAGAUGCCUUAAAAUCACGGUUGAGUUCUACAAUGAUGCAUAAGUGCCUCUGUGGAAGAAAUCUAAAAGAGAAAUGGACCCAGUUGCUAGCAAUCGUCAAUGAAAGAUAAUCGGCUUUUGACAAUGUUUCGAUUGUUCCUGAACUACACAUGAGAUCCAGUUAUUUAGGGCUCUGUCGAAGUCCAAGCGUUGCCACAUCUACUGUUGAGUAUUUUUAAAAAGAAGACGUUUCUUUGACCCAAACGAUACCAAAAAUCUAUGUUCUAUGUUCGUCUUGUUCGUGUUAAUUUAUGGAGACAAUGCAAUGUGUAAAUACUUGAGAAUAUAGCUUACCUCUAUUUAAUUUGACCUGUACAUUACGUGGUAUUUAUGAAACGUGUACAUACGUCUAUGUUAUUGUCUUCGUCCAAAUCAAGAAGUAUAUUUUUUCAUAAAUAAAUUUAAAAAUAACAUUAA
This is a messenger RNA of Periophthalmus magnuspinnatus, 3051 nucleotides long. It is a transcript of the gene dlc, whose product is annotated as deltaC. NCBI's taxonomy places the organism in Eukaryota, Metazoa, Chordata, Actinopteri, Gobiiformes, Gobiidae. The transcript has 10 exons. Gene Ontology annotation, molecular function: calcium ion binding. The record is from RefSeq and is a predicted model, not a curated record. Gene Ontology annotation, cellular component: plasma membrane; protein-containing complex. Gene Ontology annotation, biological process: Notch signaling pathway; establishment or maintenance of epithelial cell apical/basal polarity; heterophilic cell-cell adhesion. Bases 192 to 2180 code for a protein of 662 amino acids.